Molecule: messenger RNA, 3680 nt
Organism: Electrophorus electricus (electric eel)
Lineage: Eukaryota; Metazoa; Chordata; Actinopteri; Gymnotiformes; Gymnotidae
Product: protein FAM222A
Source: RefSeq, a predicted model, not a curated record
GUGAGCCGUCGUGUGUACACAGACGUAUUGAUGGUCAGGCAUGGAGAACAGAGCGGACUUGUCUGCGAAAGCGGAUACCUGGAUUAAAAAACUGGCCACCACUUAAUCAGGCUCGCUGUUUUGUUUGAUAGACGUAGUUUGUUUCUUUAGUCAGAAUAAACUUUGCCUCAUUGUGCGUACAUUGUUAGUGGAUUGGGCAAGUGCGAUAACAACAGCCUUAUUUUUCUGUUGUUAGCAAGCUCUCUAGCCAUUUAGCUGGGUUAGGAUAGCUAACAGUUAGCUGGCGGAGCUUAUAUUCUAGUUUUUUUCUGUACUCCGGUGUUUAAAGUUCGCGUUUGUGUUGUUUUGUUAUAUUUUCUCUGUGAGGUUUGCUCUGUGUAAGCUGUGUUUAGCUAAUAAGCUUGGUAGCAGGUGCGUUUAGUCAAAAAGCCGUCCUUCGCAGUGUCGCACCUGGUGAAUGUAGCCCAGCGUGUCAGAUAUGCAGCACGUUAAUUUGAUCGCACGGAAGACACUUUACCGUGAACGGAAUACGAAGGGGACAGAUGAAAGCCGUUUUAUUUGACUAACGUGCUUACAAGGACAAUUAAUGGAGGUUUUGGGUUUAAACUACGCCUUGGGAUAGCAUCGAUUGUGCAGUUGUGGGGCAAUUGCAGGCGUCUGGAGAAGCUAUUUGGAGAUCUGAAUAUUCCCUGACACUGCAUGGAUUCAAUCUCGCACGUUUUGUGGAUGGGUUUUGUGGUCGUGCAAAAGCAACUGACCGAAUAAAUCUUCAGACAAGAGAAUUGCGGGCGUGAGUGAUGCAGCAGGCAUGACUGCUCUCGGAAUAAGACCAUUUUAAAACACGCCGGACCUAUGUGGCUAUAUCCAUCUGCGCUUUAAUUUAUGAUCCCACGGGGCUUCUUGCAGCCAUAGAGCCUGACGCUGCACCAUGCUGGCCUGCCUGCAGAGAAGACAGAACCAACCCCCCCAGCACCCGGUCUGUGUCGGCAAGAUCCUGGACACUCCUGUCCUCCAGAAAAGUGAUUUGAACUCCAUGCGGUCUGUGCGGUACCCUUCCGCCGCCGAGCUGGACGCCUACGCGCAGAAGACGGCCGACAGCCCGCUGUCCAUCAAGAUUUUCCCCUCCAACGUCAGGGUCCCACAGCACAAGCAGGUCAGCCGCACGGUCAAUGGUCUGGACACGACGACCCAGCGCUUCAGCCCAUACGGUCAGGCUUAUUCGGCUGGCUACCAAGGCCUGUUGGCCAUCGCCAAAGCUCCUGCCGCAACCAAGGGCGUGGUGAAGGGCUCCGAUGGCAAGAGGACUAGACUGUCGCCCAUCCAGAUGGCGGUGGCUCCGUACGCGCCGUCCAGCCACGGCGGCUUGGCCGGCCGGCACCGGCAGCGGCCGUGCGGCAUGGAGCUGUGCAAGCCUCCCGCAGCACCCAGCGUCCCGGCGCAUCCCGGUGUGGUGGCGGCGGCCUCGGUUGCGUGCCUCUCCGGUGGGCGGAGCCUGGCCCUGGCGCCGCACUCCGACCACGCUACACACAGCGUAGCGAGGCAGAUGGCCAGGGCCUCCCAUGGUCAGGGCCUGCACCUGCCAGGAGAAGCCCACUCCAGCCCCUCCCGCCAAGCAGCCACGGUAGCGGUCUGCUCGGACACCGGCUUUGGCCUGGUGGGCCCUGCCCACAGCAGCCUGGCCUACUCUGGGGCAGUGCUCCCCGCACAGCCCGCAGACAUGGCCAAAGCAUCGGGGUAUAUAGAUGGUCUGGAUUACACACUAUGGCAGCCCAAGCAUCAGAGGCAUCCGCAGGAGCAGAAGCAACAUUACCAGCAGGGCGCCACCCUGCGCGUGUACGGAGCCAGCGCUGGAGGCAGGGCUGCCGUCAGCGCCUCACCGGACCUCUGCCUCCCGGCAGGGACCACCCAGCUUGCCUACAGAGGCCACACCUUCAGCGGCGGGACGGGGGCUGUGCUGGACAAACUCAGCACCUCACCACUGAACUGCGUGGCGGCGCACGGCGAGAUCUCGGUCAGCCACUUUUUCCCGCCUGCCUGGAACGGCGUGCUCGCCACACCCGAUGGCGACUGUUACAACCCGCAGGAGCUGCCCCUGGGCUCUGUGGGCCUGGGCCCUGCCCAUGGCCACGCCCGGCAGGGCCACGCCCAUGCCGCGCCCCCUCCUCCCUACGUGGGCCCGUGCUGUGGGCUGCCCGGCCGGGGUUUGUGCCAGGCGUCUCUUCUCAGCAGCAGCCUGCAGUCUCUGGAGUGCCUGAUCAGCGAGAUCCAUCCACCCUGCAUCAAAGAGCGCAUGCUGGGGCGAGGCUACGACGCUACGGCUGUGCCCCGCUCACUCGACCACCAACCUCUGCACAUCCAGCUGCCCGUGUUCAGAUAGGGGCAUCAGGUACGCUGGCCUGGGGAGGGUCAGAAGUGGACUGUGCGGAUUGGGAGAAGGGGGAUAUAUUAAUGUCAGACAUGCCUUUUAGCAGAUGCGUGCCAUUGGUUCAAGGGCUCAGUGAGUCUCUACAGAGUAUAAAGGCUAACUGCCAUCUUGACCGGCUGGAAAGGUCACCGAGUUGCAGUUUAACCUGUGUUAACUGGACUGAAGAAGUACUCAGAUAUAUACUCAGAUACUGUUUAGCACCAACAGGGAUUUCGUGUUAUUGUACCAUUACUGCUGACUGAAAUUAAUCUGAAAAUAAAAAAAACAAACAAAAAAAACUUUUCAGAUUAGCUGCCAAAUACAUAACAGGAAGCCCACUAGUUACAAGACAUUGUGACAACUUCAGGUCUGUACUGUUUACUUCAAAACCAUAACUGAUGAAAACAAACAAUACAUAUAGUGAACCCCUGGUGACAGAUAUGUGUAAAGCCCUGUUAAAUAGUACUAAAUCAUAAUAGUUAUGAUUUUUUCUAAUUGCACUGUUAUAAAGACUAUGAUGAUUUCUCUGGCAUGGGUUGGUUCUAGGAACAUUUCACCUAAAAAGAAAACUUGAACUUUUUUUUCCUGUAUUAUGCUUGUGUUAAUCUAUAAACAGGCAUAUUUCUAAAAUUCUAGUUGUUUCAUCUAUGUUUGUGACCGAUGCUUUUCAUGUCACAGUUUUAUCCCACUUCUCACAUCUCCAGUCAGAAUAUGGUUUGGCACCUGGUUCUGGCAAGUUGAUGACUAGUUGAUUGUUGUCUACUAUAGCCAGUCCAGUGUUUUUUCUUUUGUUUAAUUUAAUGGGCCUUAUUAAUGGACUGGGAACAUGGUUAAGCAUCCACUACUGUACUGGCUCCAUCAGUGACCUGAUGUUAAGCCCCAAAUGCAUUACUGUGAAGUCUUAAGAGAGCUGCAGGUGUAUUUCUCCAUCAGUGAUCUGCAUAUUUUGUUCAUUAUUAUUUAUUGAAGUUUGAAUUUCUGUAACGUGUUAGAAGGUACUACUUGGUAUCUGCGGUUCAGAUACAUGGAUGGUUUUGUCAUGUGAUUUCUGUUGGCUUUCAUCACUGUCAAAGUGGAAUCCUUGGAAGGAGUAUUUGAACUGAAUGGCACACAGUGGGCUGGAUGUUUUAAAAAGUGCAAUUAUGAGGUUGGCAGAUGAGCCCUUUUCCCUCCUUAUACUUCAGUGAUUCUAUUUACUACUGUAUGUAUGACUGUCUGAAAUCUCCUCCACAGUUAUGAUUGUCAAAUAAAUCUAAUUUAGGGAUGUUUUUCUAAA